AGAACGAGGAAGACAACACAUCAAGAGAGGUUUCAGUUGCAGAUUUUUCUCAGUUUGACUUGCAUAGCCAGACUUGUGGACAAAAGUAAAGGAAACAUAUUUUUGGGGCUCAUUUGAAGUCCGUUAAUUGAAUUAGGGAGUGAAGAGAGAUACAUGGAGGCUGUUUUUGGAUUGUUGGUGAUGAUAGCAGGAGUGUCUCAUGGCAUGUUGACCUCCUCCUGUGAUGCUAGAGAGGAUGGAUGUCAGUGUUAUGGAGCUCUGGGAGGAACUGUCUAUCUCCAGCUGACUGAUACCACAGUAUCUGAACUCACAUUUAAAAAAGAUCCCACUGGUGUAACUACAGAGAUACUCCGAAUGAGAAGAAACAAAAUGAUCAUCGCUGACUCCAUUAAAGCUAGAUCAGAGUUCUUCAUGAACAACAAGACAUUUAGGAUGGAUAACACAGAAAGGACGGAUUCUGAUGAAUACCUCUUAGAAACAUUUCAUUCUAAUGGAAGUUCAUUGGCCACCAGAAGACUACACCUGUUCAUUGAAGGGCUCAUAUAUAUUAACUGUACCUUAUCCACCGGGACAAAGAUAUCAGGGUGGGUGAAUGCCACCGACAAUGACCAGUGCCACUGUCAACUAACCGAUGGUGCUACCGGACCUGGGUUCAAUGUGUUUGUUUAUUUCCAAAUUGCUGAAGUCUUCAUUCUGCUGGCAAUCUGUCUGGGAUCAUACUGUUUCUACAAGAAGAAGACUUGUCCUCAAGAGCAAUGUCAGUAAAUAUGCAUUGUACCUUUCAAUUAAGGUCUAUCUUUAAAAAAAAAGUUUCUCAUUUUAUUCUGCUUAAUUCUCUGUCUGUCUGUCUGUCUGUCUGUCUGUCUGUCUGUCUGUCUGUCUGUCUGUCUGUCUGUCUGUCUGUCUGUCUGUCUGUCUGUCUGUCUGUCUGUCUGUCUGUCUGUCUGUCUGUCUGUCUGUCUGUCUGUCUGUCUGUCUGUCUGUCUGUCCGUCCGUCCGUCCGUCCGUCCGUCCGUCCGUCCGUCCGUCCGUCCGUCCGUCCGUCCGUCUGAUGGUCAGUAAGCAGAGGAAUAUGAAGUCCCUCAGGUGGAUCACGGUGGGACUCAGAGGAGGGUGUUGAUGUCCUAAGAGUUGCUAUUGGGAUCAACCAGGCUUUGAGAUUACCUUAUGAAAUAAUGACUAAUGGUGAUAUAAUACUGCUUUAUCACUCUUUUAAUCUUGAAACUCAAAGCACAGUAAUGUAUUAAAACCAAAGAAAUACCAUCCUAUUCUUUUGACAUUUAUUUUCUUAUUUUCAUUAUGUUCCUUCAGACCUGCCCUUAACAAAAUGAAUAGUGAAUGAUCUAUGUGAUGGUGUUUAUUUAAUCGAUUUUAACUCUUGAAUUCAAGUGUUUUAGUGCUGUUUCUUUUGUUCAUACUGUUACAUAAACGAAUGAAAAAGUUGUUUUUGAAAAUAUAUAUUUUUUCAUAUUCUAAUGUUACCUUCUUAAGCACAAACAAAUAAUUAUUUUACCAAUAGCAUACAUCACAUGUAUUUAUUAGACUGUUAGAAUGUUGACAUCUGAAAGACUCAUCAUUGGCUUGAAGGGGGUCCCUCUAGGCUUUUCUAGUGUUAAGUAUCAUUUAAAAUGUUAUAGGAGUGUAUAUUACAGUGCAUUGAUUACAUUAAAGGGUUUAUUUUUUUGAUGCUUGUGCUAUACAGUAACAGAAAUGUUUGAGAGUUGAAAGGCUUUUUAAUUGGGGAACGGGAAGAUAUGCUUUCAUUGUUAUUGUAACUUGAUCAUGUUUGAUGUAUUGGUGUGAUUUUAAUGCAUAGAAAUAAAAGCAAAACAACUUUUAAAACA
Messenger RNA from Oncorhynchus kisutch (coho salmon), 1844 nucleotides. RefSeq lists its product as uncharacterized. The coding region runs from base 154 to 765 and encodes 203 amino acids. The record is from RefSeq and is a predicted model, not a curated record. Lineage: Eukaryota; Metazoa; Chordata; Actinopteri; Salmoniformes; Salmonidae. The transcript is spliced from 4 exons.